AGCCAGCUGAGAGAUAGAUGCAUUGUGGACGCUUGCAAUGGGAUAUUAGAGAUCUUGAAGCAGUAAUGGUGAGGCAGUUUUGUAAUAGUGUGUGCUUUUAGCUCUCUGUGACCGGACAGACGCAGGGCUUUACACACACCAGACACCGACUCUUUCUUCAUUUAUCUGAGGUGGAUGUGAUAUACGAGAGACACAUUAAAAAGCGUGUGUCAUGGCUGUGGCCGGAUGCCCGGAUUAUUUUCUACACCAUCCAAAUUACCAGCAGGAUAAAGUAGACCGAGCUGCCAAUCACAGACAGGCAGAUUUGAUUGGACCAGGUUUUCAGCAGUCAACCAAUCGGAAUUCACCCAACCAUCAAGAAGAUGACGUGGAUCUGGAGGCUCUGGUGAAUGACAUGAACUCGUCCUUUGAGAGUCUGUACACUUCUUGCAGUGUACAGGCAGAAUCCACUCCACUGCUGCACAACGGCCAACCACAUCGCUCCGCCACCUAUCAGACACAGGCUCAGCCCACCUCCCCGCACCAGAGACUGUGCCGGUCCCAGCCCAUGCACAUCCUCGCUGUCAGAAGACUUCAGGAAGAGGAGCAACAGUACCGAACGUCCUCUCUACCUGCCAUCCCUAACCCCUUUCCUGAACUCUGCAGCCCUGCCAGUUCCCCUACACUCAGCUCUGGCUCCUUACCUCAGUGUCAACCCUCAGGCAAAUAUAUCAUAAAAAUCUUCAGCGAGGAUGGGAUGGGAAAGGUGGUGGAGAUCCCAGCCGACAUGUCGGCGCGAGACCUGUGCCAGUUUCUCGUCUAUAAAAACCAUUGUGUGGACGAUAACAGUUGGGCGCUUGUGGAGAAUCAUCCAGCCCUGGGACUCGAGAGAUGUUUAGAAGACCAUGAACUGGUUGUUCAAGUGCAGGCGUCAAUGACCAGUGAGAGUAAAUUUCUCUUCAGGAAGAACUAUGCCAAAUAUGAAUUCUUUAAAAAUCCUUUGAACUUCUUCCCAGAGCAAAUGGUUGCCUGGUGUCAGGAAACGAACGGGACCAUCCCCCCAUCUCAGCUCCUGCAGAACUUCUUAAACUCCAGCAGUUGUCCUGAGAUCCAGGGAUAUUUGUACGUGAAAGAAAUGGGCAGGAAAUCAUGGAAGAAACUGUACGUGUUUUUAAGACGGUCAGGGUUGUACUUCUCAACAAAAGGAACGUCAAAGGAGCCCAGGCAUUUACAGCUACUAGCAGACCUGGAGGACAGCAAUGUCUUUACAGUAAUAACAGGGAGAAAGUUGCACAAUGCACCGACUGACUUUGAAUUCUGCAUAAAACCUAAUAAAGUAAGGAAUGAAGUGAAAGAACUGAGGAUGUUGUGCGCAGAGGACGAGCAGAGCAGAACAUGCUGGAUGACGGCCUUUAGACUCUUCAAGUAUGGAAUUUCGCUCUAUCAAAAUUACAAGAUCCCCCAGCAGCGAAAAACCUUGCUUUCACACUUCUCCGCUCCUGUGAGGAGUGUCUCAGAGAAUUCUCUGGUAGCCAUGGAUUUCUCAGGGAGGAUAGGCCGAGUGAUUGACAAUCCUGUGGAGGCUCAGAGUGCUGCCAUGGAGGAGGGACAUGCCUGGAGAAAGAGAAGUCAGCGUAUGAAUAUACUAGGAAGCCCCAGCCCAUUACACCCCUCAUCAUUAAGCGGAGUUAUCCACAGAACUCAGCUGUGGUUUCACGGUCGUAUUUCACGGGAGGAGUCCCACAAGAUGAUCCAUCAGCAGGGAAGAGUGGAUGGAAUGUUUCUCUUGAGGGACAGCCAGAGCAAUCCUAAGGCAUUUGUGCUUACAAUGUGUCACCACCAGAAAAUCAAACAUUUCCAGAUUUUACCGUGUGAAGAAGACGGUCAAAUGUUCCUGAGCCUCGACGAUGGCGCCACCAAAUUCACGGACCUGAUCCAGUUGGUGGAGUUUUACACGCUAAACAGAGGAGUUCUGCCUUGCAAACUUAAACACCCCUGCACCACUGUGGCCUUAUGACCUCCAUUUGCCUGAUUCCGCCUAAAGACAAACACUCAGACGCCGUGUGCUGUGGUGUAAUGCUGUGCUGCUGGGACGGAGAAAAGCACACCGCGAGAGCAACUCUCUAUCAACGAGAGAGGAAAUCAAAAAGAACAGGCACGUACAGGACCAGCAAGAAAUAAAGAAAAAGCUUGGAAAUAAAGCUUGUGUGCUAGCUGCUGAAGAACCUCUCAGCCACCUGCACACUCGACCGUGGCCAGAGCAGGUUCUCAGGACAAUCAUCCAGAGGGAGUCUUCAGGAUCCGCGGUCUUAAUCGUGCAGAUAAUGGUUUGGGAAGACCAGCAGAACACUCGUAAAUCGCAUUUGAUUUCAUUUUGCACUCAUAAACCAGGAAAAACCAAGCUAUGGAAAUUGUUGCUUUCAUAAAUCAAGCAGAUUUGAUUCGAGAAUGUUCUGUGAGAUGCGGGCAGCCGUUUGGUGGUUUCAGUACUGUGAAAAGACAUUGCCGUUCAUUUCGUGCUUUCUAUCGUUUUCGCCCGGUUAAUCACUAGAAUAUUUAGACAUUUGCUUUCUUUUUAUUUGCUCAUAGUGUUGAGCAAAGAACUCUCGUGCAUGAUGCAUUUGGCCUUUUUUUUUCUCCAUGUUAAACCCUUUUCCCCUUCGCAAAACAUAACCUGCAGCACUCUCUACUGGCCAUAACGAGAAUUAAUGCGUCCCUUCACUCCUUUAAGGAAUAGUUGGUCUCAAAAAUGAAAUUGGGUUAUUUACUCACCUUAUUGUUCUACAAAAACCUUUCUUCUUCUCCUUUUUUUGUAGUGCACAGAAAAAGAUAAAUCUCCACACAACUGUAUUUUGUAAUUCAUAGAGGCCAUGGCUUUUAGUUUCCAGGACGAAAAGCACGACUUAUAUGACUCAUCGCUAUAUUUCAAGUCAUACGACGGUAUUGUAUUCGAGACCACAAGAAUGUUGAGUCCGAGUCCAAGUGUUCCAGUGUGCAUGACAACUCAAGAGUCUAGUCUUGAGUACAAAAACACUGCCACACGAUAGCUUUGUUUGAGGAACCAUCUAAAAUUUUAAAGUCAAGCCAAAUUUAAGACCAGCUUAUAUCUGAUUUUGGAAAGACAUGAAGGUGAAAAAUGAUGGCUAAAUUUAGUUUUUGAGUGAACUAUUCCUUUAAACAUGAGUUUAAGAACAUGGCCUGACAUGACCGCCACAUCCUUUUUGGAACGGUGCCUUGAUUUUAAAGAGGAGUCUGUUGAGAAAUAACCACUAAACCCUCUGCUGGGAACUCCGCUGUGGGUCGCAGUCUACCAGGAGCUAGAUCAACAAACUGGAAUCUUUAGAACUGCUGUCAUCUUUAGUCCCAGCUCCAGUCUGUUUUUGUUGUUGACUUUCUAGUUUUCUCUCCACGUUUCAAAAGAUUGUUUCGAGGACAGCACACUGUGAAGCUCGGGCUAAGAACACCCACAGAAAGAUGGGGUUCGAAUUUAUAAUCUGCCUUGUCCAUGGUAGCAGUAGGUACAACGGAUUUGUAAAGAUACUUUUUUUUGUACUUGUGACGCAAUGUAAAGAAAGAGCCAUGUUUUUAGUUUGUACCUAUAUUGUAUUAAACUAGAUAGAGAGGGCAUAGCCACCACGUCUACAAGUUCACCCAAGACACCAGUGCAAAUGACGCAAUCGUUUUUUUAAUUAUUGCUUCAACAAAUUUAUUUAUUUAUCUGGAUUUGAUUACUUGAAAUUUAGUUUAGUUUUUUCGCAGCGCUGUUCAAUAAUAUUCUUCCACAUUUUUAUGUAUUUUUUGGACCUCGGUUAUUAACUACACCCCGUUUCUUGAAUCUUUUAGCGCUAAUUCUUCAUCAACGUCCUAUUAUAGUACACCGUCUUUAUGGCCUGUAUUAAUGGUAGAGCCUGUAGAGCCUGUUCAGUGGGUGGUAAUGUUGUGUACGUUACUGUCCAUUGCUAACCUGACACGCUGCAAAACAAUGCUUUUCCAGCCAAAAUAUCUAAAAAAAUCUUAAAUCAAGCAAAAAUGAUUGUCUUGUUUAAGCAAAUAAUCUGCCAAUGGAGUUGAAAAGUUUUUUUUUUGCAGUGUGCACUAUAUUGAAAAAUAUUCCAGUGGACAAAAACACAAGCUAGCACACGAUAUGGUGCAGCCCAUUGAACAGACAUGUAUUCCAGACAGCUUUGUUUCCAUUUACGUUAGAUGAACUAUGGUGUCUACGCAAUCAAGAACUAUUAGCAAAUUUCAUAUUGUUGUCUAUAAAAAAUAGUAGUCACAAAGUAACAUUAGGCUGUUCAUUCAGAUGCAUUCUAAGAUAAGGGAUGAGGUACAGUGAGCCAGUUUUCGCAAAAAAUAAAAUAAAAUCUUGAAAGGGCAAUCCUGUAUUUUGACCGUACAUUAUGCUGCUUAUUACAUGGCUACUUACAAAUAAAAAAGUAAAUAAAACAAGAAAUAUUGAUUUAUGUGAUUAUGUGACAAGUGAUAAAGUAUCUCAGAGAGCCAUGUAAUAAGGAUAUGAUCUCAGUCAGUCAGGUAGUACUUAGACCUCAUUGGAUGAUUUAACCACAGAAAUAGGCCGCAGGGCUUAAGUCAGCGCUAUUAUUAUUCACUUGAAUAUCUUUCUCAGUGUCAGUUAAGUUAAUUCAAGCCUUGAGGACGAGUGUAUGUCAGCGUUGAUUUAGCUGCAGUUUGGGUGGGUCGUACGUUCACCAAAAGACACAAGCAUACACACGCAAGCUUUCUGAACUUGACAUUAUUGUCUUUAUUUUUUUCAGGGUUUGAUAAGUGAAGCUAUACAAUCAGCCAGCCAAGGACUAAACCAACAACAUUUCAGCUAUGAUGCUAUUCAUUAGCAUAUUCUGUAACCAGUUUCCGUAUACUACAAUACCAGUGUAACAGCGUAUCAGGAAUAUUUUCACCUGGUUCAGACAGAUGGAUGUAUUGAGUUUAGAGGUUAUCGAUUUUUUCCUGGAAUCAUUUAACAAUAAAAAAAAGAACGAUUUUUUUUUUUUUUUUUUUGUAUUUUGCCAGUGAGGAAGUUGUAGGAUUCUUAAAGGCUAGUUUACUAUAUGUUACUGGUGAAUCACCUGUGUGAGUAAAAUUGAUCUGUAGGAUAGUCUGAGCACCAUUAGCGCUUAACCUACUUGUUAACUAGUUGGCCGUUCAGUAUAAAAGUGAGUGUGAGCAGGAUUUUUGUUCGCAGACACUCUGGGAGUUAAUACAGUAAAACACACGCAUUUAUUUCUUUUGCAACAUCGUUUCGUUUUCACAUAUAUCAUGUAACAUGCAGCUCAACGGGACACUAUAGUUACAAUCCAUUCAUGUACAAAUGUUCAAGUUUGUAGAUACCACACUGAAUUUUUGGAUACAGAUUUUUUUUUUCCACAAUGGCAUAUAAAAUGAAGAAACUUGACUUAUUUUAGUGCAUUUUUAUUAUUUGGUUAAGUGUGUAAAUAUGGAAUCUAUUCUAUUUUGUGUUGCUUUGUCAAGCUAAUUGACCUUAAAGAAUAUGUUAUGUUUGCAUUGAGCUGACGGAAAACUGGACUUUGAACUCCUUUAGUCAUUGAAGGUCAUUAUUAAGCUAGUUUUAAAAACUCAUUAUUCUUACAAAUACACUUAUUAUGAAAACGCUAACCGAUUUUUGCCUUGUAGAUAUUGUAGAAAUGUUUCUUUAAUACGAAUCAAAGACAAAUGUUUUUUUUUUUUUGGAUUUUCCCCAUUGCUGUUUGAAAGAAGCUGGUGGCAGCAUCUGCGAAAUGUGUAAUCUGUUGAGAGUUUAUCGGUGAAAGAAAUAAAUGUCAUUUUUAUAUUUAAAAGAAAUGAAUGUAACUGGGUUGCUCAGGGUUGAAGUGGAGGCUGUUUAAAACUGGUCCUGUGGACCGGCAAGACUUCUUCUCUGUAUUUUUCUUUUUAUUAAACUAACAUUGUACUUCUUUUUAUUGAGUCUUUGACCACACCAGACCUCUAUUAUUUCCCCCUUUUUUUUCUCUAAAUGAAUCUCUGGCCUUCGAUAUAUGCUAGUUUUGUCAGCAACAUCUGUAUCAUAUAGCUUCCACCCUUUCUUAAAGGGACAGUUCACCUAAAAAUAAUCAUCAUUCGCUUACCCUCAAGUAGACGCGUUUUUUUGCCCGUGCAGCGAAACAGAGCAGCUUGAACGUUCUGCUAUAUCACUCCUUUUUUACUCCAUAUACAUUUUUUUGGAUGAACUAUUCCUUUCUGCAUAUCAGGUGCCUCGAAACCCUACGGUCCACCCUCUCUCUUCACUAAUGUCGGCUUGAGAGGGUGUUCCUACUCAGGUUAUGGUUACUGAUCUCGAAUUCGUGACCAUUUGUCACUAGCAUCAGUUCUGAUGAAAGAGGAGGUCGUGCUUUUGAUUACACUGUUCAUGUUACAUAGUAAUUGCGUUAUGCAUAUUGCAAUGAUCUUAAUGUGUAAUUAUGUGGAUCUGCUUUUAAUUACUGCUAUCGUCUUGAACCACAACAACACCUAAUGCGUGUAACAUGGACGCUGUAAUGUAAAGCAAUACUUCUGUGACUUUUUUCAUGCCAUAAUCAGUACCUUCUCCCAACUGUCAGUAAUAUUUCCUGAGCUUUGCGCAUGUUUGUUUUUGUUUUUUUUUCGAUGCAAAACAAUACCAUGACCAUAAAUGUAAGUAAUAUAGAGGUAAAUAUGAAUCUAUGUCUUUCAGGGAAUGAAACAAACAAACAAACAAACAAAAAGAUGGAUAGAAAAAAAAGGUUUCUUCUUUUCAGAUUCUGUAUUGAUAAUGUGUUCUGCUUGGUUCUGUAAAUAGCUGAAUGGCUUACAAAUUCUAAUUGUAACCUUUUCAGGUAUUUUUGUACAAAUAAGGGACUGAUAUAUUCUGUUUAGAAUAAAAAUUAAUUGAUUGCUAUA
Messenger RNA from Puntigrus tetrazona (Sumatra barb), 6873 nucleotides. It is a transcript of the gene grb10b, whose product is annotated as growth factor receptor-bound protein 10b. Gene Ontology annotation, biological process: insulin receptor signaling pathway; negative regulation of Wnt signaling pathway; negative regulation of insulin receptor signaling pathway. The transcript has 17 exons. Gene Ontology annotation, molecular function: insulin receptor binding. The coding region runs from base 212 to 1996 and encodes 594 amino acids. NCBI's taxonomy places the organism in Eukaryota, Metazoa, Chordata, Actinopteri, Cypriniformes, Cyprinidae. The record is from RefSeq and is a predicted model, not a curated record.